This is a messenger RNA of Thalassophryne amazonica, 645 nucleotides long. RefSeq names its product translocase of outer mitochondrial membrane 7 homolog (yeast) (gene tomm7). NCBI's taxonomy places the organism in Eukaryota, Metazoa, Chordata, Actinopteri, Batrachoidiformes, Batrachoididae. The coding region runs from base 64 to 231 and encodes 55 amino acids. The record is from RefSeq and is a predicted model, not a curated record. Gene Ontology annotation, cellular component: mitochondrial outer membrane translocase complex. The transcript has 3 exons. Gene Ontology annotation, biological process: protein import into mitochondrial matrix.
CCGUUACGUCACUUCCUCUUUACCGGUGGUCUUUGUCGGUCGCAGCAUUGUGCGGAUAAAGUUAUGGCUAAAUUGAGCAAAGAGACCAAACAGCGGCUGCAGCAGCUGUUCCAGUGCGGGCAGUUUGUCAUUCGGUGGGGCUUCAUUCCCACCGUGUUAUACUUGGGAUUCAAACGUGGAGCAGAUCCAGGAAUGCCUGAACCCACACUUUUAAGUUUGCUGUGGGGCUGAUGACACCAGUCACCUCCUCCCUGGAUCAUCUCAUCCCAGCUGUUGAUGAUUAUCUGGGAGCUGGACGGGAAUUCUCGCUUCCCUCUCCACAGAUCUUGUCGUGUGGGUGGAAUUAUGAAUGGAUUUUAUUUCUGACCACAGUGUGCGCGGCUCUUACUCGUACACCCUGAAGAAUCUGCCCGCUGCAUUCAUGCAAGAUCUGUGUGUGUCUCAAGUAGUUUGUAUGGACUAUACUGCUCUGUGUGUGUGUGUGUGUGUGUGUGUGUGUGUGUGUGUGUGUGUGUGUGUGUGUGUGUGUGUGUGUGUGUGUGUGUGUGUGUGUGUGUGUGUGUGUGUCAGAUACCAUUUUCACCAAUGUUGAUUUUGAGAUUUAAGUUUAAACAUUUCUUUAAAAUAAAGCUAUUAAGAACAGUU